Messenger RNA from Toxotes jaculatrix (banded archerfish), 3165 nucleotides. RefSeq names its product protein associated with LIN7 1, MAGUK family member b (gene pals1b). Gene Ontology annotation, biological process: morphogenesis of an epithelial sheet; protein localization to plasma membrane; establishment or maintenance of polarity of embryonic epithelium. Gene Ontology annotation, molecular function: protein binding. NCBI's taxonomy places the organism in Eukaryota, Metazoa, Chordata, Actinopteri, Toxotidae. The transcript has 14 exons. Gene Ontology annotation, cellular component: adherens junction; plasma membrane. The record is from RefSeq and is a predicted model, not a curated record. Bases 351 to 2303 code for a protein of 650 amino acids.
AAUGGCUACAAGUGUCCCGACUGUGCCUGGACAAAACUCACUGCAGCGGCUGAACGCGGUCCCGUGAAGACCGAGAGAGACAUUGUUCUUUUCCCGACCGUCCGUGUGGGAAUUAAACCCGCAUUUUCAGGGCGUUGGAUUAUAAAGGAAUACCCGCGCCUUACCCAAACCCAUUCAGGGCGCUAUCUUUGAAGUGGAUGACAGUUCACAGAAAGAACAUCAACGUCUACGUCCUCCACUGGUGUGCUAUGGCCCCUGAGUUGAACAGUCUCAGCACCAGCGCCUCGUAACACUCAAGCAGAUCUCAGUAAACGCUGGGGUGGUUUGAGCUGUACACUUCUGCAGCAAGGAUGAUCACGUCCCAUAUGAACGGUUAUGUGCAAGAGGCCUCUGGUCAGGCCAAGAGCCACAGGGAGAGGGCUGUGGACUGUCCAGGGGAGGAAAGUAGCCUCGUCAAAUCUCCACACUGCAGUGCCCACAUGGAGAGGAUCCAGCACUACCAGGAGGAGCUGAGGAAGAGGAGAGAGGAAGACAGCAGGGGGAAGCACGACAUCGACCCCAACGCUUCACUGAGGCUCAAGAAGCUGUCACAGAACCCCAAAGUGGGGAUUGACAAUCCCACCUUCGAGGGAAAGGAGAAGGCCACCAAAGACGCAUGCUCCCAGGACCCUGUAGCCGAACUGGAGGAGCUGCUGCAGGCUCUGAAGUGGAUGCAGCAAUGUCUGACUGAUGCACAGAGCCAGCAGGAUGUGGAGCUGAUAAUGCAGCUCCUUGCUAAGGAGGACUUCAGAAAUGCCUACACCAUCUACAGCGCUGUUGCCCAGCAGAUGAACAGAGUCAGCCCCACCUCACCCCUCACAGCACAGGCACAGGAUCUGUGCCAGGAGGUACAGAGGAUUCUCCAGUCCAGCCAACAGAAGGAGGGUUUGGAGCUCAGGACUCUGCUCACAAAUCCUCAUCUCCAGGCACUGAUGCAGGUCCAUGACAGUGUGGCAGUGCAGGAAAUGGCAGAGGAAAAUGUGACCCAGUACCUUGGAGAGACGGUUAAACUGGUGCGGCUAGAGAAGACCCGUGACACUCCGCUGGGUGCGACGGUACGUAACGACAUGGACAGCGUGGUGGUGAGUCGUGUGGUGAAAGGCGGAGCGGCGGAGCGGAGCGGCCUCCUCAGUGAGGGAGACGAGAUCCUGGAGAUCAACGGGAUUUCUAUACGUGGGAAACAUGUCAAUGAAGUCCACGACUUACUGCAACAAAUGCACGGCACUCUGACCUUCCUCCUCAUCCCAAGCUCUCAGAUUAAACCUGCCCCACACAGACAGACUGUGAUGCACGUACGAGCUUACUUUGACUACGAUCCCUCUGAUGAUCCCUUCGUGCCAUGUCGGGAGCUGGGCCUGUCCUUCCAGAAGGGAGACAUCCUCCAUGUCAUCAGCCAGGACGACCCCAACUGGUGGCAGGCCUACAGGGACGGAGACGAGGACAACCAGCCCUUGGCUGGACUCAUUCCAGGGAAAAGCUUCCAGCAGCAGAGAGAGUCCUUGAAGAAAACUAUAACUGACAGGAGUCGAGAGCACCAAGGGAAACUUUGGUAUUCAAAGAAGAACAAGAAACAGAGGAAGAAGAGCACAUCAAACUUGAGCAAAAAUACUGACUACGAUGACAUCCUGACCUAUGAGGAGAUGUCCCUUUAUCACCAGCCUGCCAAUCGUAAACGCCCCAUAGCUCUGAUUGGUCCCACGAACAGCGGUCACGAUGAGGUGCGUCGGAGGCUCCUCUCCAUCGAACCAGAGAAGUUUGCUGUUGCGGUGCCACACACAACCAGGAACCCAAGGAUACAUGAACGAAAUGGGCGUGAGUACCAUUUUGUGAGUCGGUCUGCCUUUGAAACAGACUUGGCAGCAGGGAAGUUUAUUGAGUCAGGAGAAUAUGAGAAGAACCUGUACGGGACCAGCACCGACUCAGUCCGACACGUUGUCAACUCUGGACGCAUCUGUUUGCUCUGUCUGCACACGAGGUCACUGCGAGUGUUGAGAUCCUCCAACCUCAAGCCAUAUGUCAUCUUCAUCGCUCCUCCUUCUCAGGAACGACUACGCACCCUGCUGGCCACAGCGGGGAAAACACCAAAGCCAGAGGAGCUGAAGGAGGUCAUUGAAAAGGCCCGUGAGAUGGAGCACAAUUUCGGUCACUUCUUUGAUGCGACCAUCGUGAACAUGGAUCCGGACCAGGCUUUCCACGAGCUGCGCAGGCUGAUAGACAAGCUGGACACUGAGCCACAGUGGGUGCCCACCUCCUGGCUGUGCUAGAGGUCACAGGCUGUCAACGCACAAAGUCUCAGGGUGGACAGAGGUAAACGGGCGAGCAAACAUUUAUGUUGCUGGAGAUUGAAAACUGAAGGACAGACAGUGGUGAAUUGUCUGCGGAUUUUCACUUGCACGCAUCCUCGUUUGUAGAGGAGGUGGUUGGUACCACAUGUUGCAGGGACGGACUCAAGAUUCUUACAUUUCUUUUUGUUUGUGUGUGUGUCUUUUUGUUUUUUGUUAAUUUUCUUGAUCUCACAGUUUUAUGCAAAGUCAUUUAUCAACCAAAUAGAACUAUUUCCUAUUCUUAAUAGCUAUUUAUAAUUGUAAAUAUAUAUUUUCUAGACAAAAUAUUUUAUUGUUACGUUUUGUGUGUGUGACAUCUAAAACAGUACAGAGUGCUGAUGUCACAAUGAUUGAAUGGCUUCCUGUCAAUGCAGUAAGCCAAAAUUUGUUAAUGUACCAAACAGAAGAGAAGCUAAAAGUGGCAGCAGUGUAACGUCUUCCAUUCAUAGACACUAAGGCAAAAUCUGCUGUAACCUGCACAGUUGUUGGGUACUUUCUUCACCAAUGUCAGUAUUAGUUUGUGUUGUCUCAUGUCUCAUUUACGCUGUGAUUUAAACAGACCUUAAAUCUAAGGUUUUGUCUCUAGCUGGUAUCAUUACUGUCAGUAUAUCAUACUGAAAAGUACUGCUGAGAUUGUUUUGGGUUUUUUUUUUUUUUUUACCAGUGUUGUAAGAACAAAACAUAUCACUUAGUGAACAGUAACUCCAACAAAUACUGUAUUGCAUCUUUGCAGGAUACUUAUUUAAUUAUAAGCACAAUUCUUGAAAAGUGUUAAUAAAAUAAGAUUCAUAUGUGAACAAUU